AUGGGGAAUACCACCAGCGUUGCCGCCGGGCGGGACUGCUUGGUCAAUGCCGUCGGGGGCAAUCAAGGCCUCGUCGCAUUUCAAGACCAACUCCUUUAUCAGCUUACCGCAGUCAAAGCAUAUAAUCUCAACAUCCCGGUGACUCCGGCAGCGGUCACGUUUCCCGAGUCUUCGGAGCAGAUAGCGGCGGUUGUCAAAUGCGCAUCGGACCAUGACUAUAAGGUGCAAGCUCGCAGUGGAGGCCACAGUUUUGGAAACUAUGCGAUUGAUUCAGGGCUUGGGGGAACAAACGGCGCCAUUGUGGUGGAUAUGAAGCGUUUCGAUCAAUUCUCCAUGGAUAACACAACCCAUGUCGCAACCAUCGGACCCGGUACAAUGUUAGGCGACGUCGACACCAAGCUCUAUAACGCAAGCGGCCGGGCAAUGCCCCACGGUAUCUGCCCAACAAUCCGCACCGGCGGCCAUUUCACAAUCGGUGGUUUGGGACCGACAUCCCGACAAUGGGGCCUUGCGCUGGACCACGUCGAAGAAGUUGAGGUUGUAUUAGCGAACUCAAGUAUCGUCCGCGCAUCCAACACCCAGAACCAGGAUGUCUUUUUCGGUGGCAGGGGCGCUUCUGCUAGUUUUGGUAUCGUGACUGAGUUUAAGGUCCGCACGGAGCAGGCCCCUGAUCUGGCAGUGCAGUAUUCGUACACCUUCAACCUUGGCAGUACAACUGAGAAGGCGAAGCUGUUCAAGGACUGGCAGACAUUUAUCGCGCAGGAGGACUUGAGCUGGAAGUUUUACACCAACAUGAUUAUCCUAGAUGGCGAUAUCCUUCUUGAAGGCAUCUUCUACGGCAGUAAGGAAGACCAUACUUUCAAGGAUAUCAUCCUCAGAGUCGCCGGCGGCCUCCCCACAUUUCUCUACGCGAAAUCGCUCGGGUUUACGCCCAAGACACUCAUUCCGGAAUCCGCAAUCGACGAACUCUUCGACUACAUUGAGAAAAACAACCCCGGCAGCCUGCUUUGGUUCAUCACGAUGGAUCUGGAGGGUGGCGCCAUCAAGAACGUCGCUUCAGAUGCCACAGCAUACGCCCACCGGGACGUACUUUUCUUCGCACAGAUUUUCACCAUUAACCCUCUUGGGCCUGUCUCCCAGAUCGCGUAUGAGUUCACUGAUGGUAUUUAUAAUGUUCUGACAAAGGCGGUGCCGGAGGGUGCUGAACACGCUUAUUUGGGUUGUCCAGAUCCGCGGAUGAAGGAUGCUCAAAAAGCAUACUGGAGAGAUAACCUGCCGAGGUUGGAAGAGCUUAAGGCGGAGUUGGAUCCUAAGGAUACCUUCCAUAAUCCGCAGGGAGUGAUUGCUUCGUGA
Molecule: messenger RNA, 1353 nt
Organism: Aspergillus glaucus CBS 516.65
Lineage: Eukaryota; Fungi; Ascomycota; Eurotiomycetes; Eurotiales; Aspergillaceae
Product: FAD-dependent oxidoreductase
Exons: 3
Coding region: 1-1353 (450 amino acids)
Molecular function (GO): oxidoreductase activity; FAD binding
Source: RefSeq, a predicted model, not a curated record